Molecule: messenger RNA, 885 nt
Organism: Procambarus clarkii (red swamp crayfish)
Lineage: Eukaryota; Metazoa; Arthropoda; Malacostraca; Decapoda; Cambaridae
Source: RefSeq, a predicted model, not a curated record
AUGAAGGACACAAUAAAAAUCCUCCAGACUGAACUGUGGGCACCUCAAAAACGGAUCAAGAAACUCGAGGAAAAUCUCAGUCAGACCAAGUAUGAGUUAUUCAACCGCCUGGAAACAAGGAAUGAAAGUGAUGGAAGACCUUUGCCAAAGACACAGAAAUGUUUGCUAAAAUGUCACAAAGCAGCCCAGAGACCCUCUGCAGAACAUGCCCUGCCUGAUCCCCGACCCCAUGCUCUGCCUGAUCCCCCACCCUAUGCCCUGCCUGAUCCCCCACCCCAUGCUCUGCCUGAUCCCCCACCCUAUGCCCUGCCUGAUCCCCCACCCCAUGCUCUGCCUGAUCCCCCACCCUAUGCCCUGCCUGAUCCCCCACCCCAUGCUCUGCCUGAUCCCCCACCCCAUGCUCUGCCUGAUCCCCCACCCUAUGCCCUGCCUGAUCCCCCACCCCAUGCUCUGCCUGAUCCCCCACCCUAUGCCCUGCCUGAUCCCCCACCCCAUGCUCUGCCUGAUCCCCCACCCUAUGCCCUGCCUGAUCCCCCACCCCAUGCUCUGCCUCGUCCCCUACCUUAUGCCCUGCCUGAUCCCCCACCCCAUGCUCUGCCUCGUCCCCUACCUUAUGCCCUGCCUGAUCCCCCACCCUAUGCCCUGCCUGAUCCCCCACCCCAUGCUCUGCCUCGUCCCCUACCUUAUGCCCUGCCUGAUCCCCCACCCCAUGCUCUGCCUCGUCCCCUACCUUAUGUCCUGCCUGAUCCCCCACCCUAUGUCCUGCCUGAUCCCCCACCCUAUGCCCUGCCUGAUCCCCCACCCUAUGCCCUGCCUGAUCCCCCACCCUAUGCCCUGCCUGAUCCCCCACCCUAUGCCCUGCCUGAUCCUUCUUUCUCCAGGUAA